AGUCUGCGUUCCUCGUCGUCUCAUUGGUUGCUUGACGACGGGGAUUAACGUGAGAGACGCUCUGCUGCUCUUCAAUGAGCCACAAUGGAGACUAACUAACUAGGAACAAGAACAGCUUUAAAAGGCUUUUAAUUUAUUCACUGUAUGAAGUUUUAACUAGUAGCAGCUGUGGUUCAUAUUUAGUGAAGUAAUCCUAGUGAAGAAGAGAAGUUUGCGGACAGAAAGUGAAGUUUGUCUACUAGUAGUUUGUGAAUGAGGAAAUCAGGCUAACGUUAUGUAGCAAGCUAAUCUCACUUAUCCACUCCUUAAACUAUCACUUCACAGACUGCUACACACUCUACAUUAAGGCAUGACCGAGUACAAGCUUGUGGUGGUCGGGGCAGGAGGUGUGGGGAAGAGCGCCCUCACCAUCCAGCUCAUCCAGAACCAUUUUGUGGAUGAAUAUGAUCCAACCAUCGAGGACUCGUACAGAAAACAGGUGGUGAUUGAUGGAGAGACUUGUCUGUUGGACAUCCUGGACACUGCAGGUCAGGAGGAGUACAGCGCCAUGAGGGAUCAGUACAUGAGGACAGGGGAGGGCUUCCUCUGUGUGUUCGCCAUCAACAACAUCAAGUCCUUUGAGGAUGUUCACCUCUACAGAGAGCAAAUCAACAGGGUGAAGGACAGUGACAGCGUUCCUAUGGUGCUGGUGGGGAACAAGAGCGACCUGAGUACUCGCACUGUGGAGUCGCGGCAGGCAGGGGAGCUGGCAAGAAGCUACGGAGUACCGUUUGUUGAGACCUCUGCCAAAACCAGACAGGGUGUGGAGGAAGCUUUCUAUUCGCUAGUACGGGAGAUUAGAAAAUAUAAGGAGACCAACCGCAGCAACAAGAAGAGCAAGAAGAACACUCAGAGACGUUGCGUAAUACUAUAGCAAACCACACACACACACACACACUAACACACACAAACACCAGCGCAUCCCUUACAGCACUUGUUUCACGCUCGCCCUCACACACUGCAGCUCCUCUGUCACGUUGGAGACGUUCCAGCACCGCUCCGUACAGGGAAGCAGACGUGGCAAAGUCCAUUUUUACUGCUGUCGCAGUUUCCACUGACAGUAUGUCACCACAAGAUGUACAGUGUCAGUUUAACGCUGUGAAUUCAGUUGGAGUUUUUUUGUUUUUGUUGGGUGACCAAACAACUAGAAACUGCAGUUUUUAGAUGAGUUUUUUUUUUCUUCUUUUUGGUUAAAAGUAGGAUCGGUGUUCUUGAGAAACCAGUACACUAGAUUUUAAAAAUGAUCCAACCGAAUAACCCAGCCCAGUGUUGCCAACUCUUUUCCAAUGAAAGUAGCUAGCAGCACUAGCUCCAAAAGUCCCUGAAUCUAGUGAGAAAGUCGGCAACACUGACAGUCUGUCACUUCAAGUCUUCCUCCUAUGCCACUCCCCCACAAUUAUCAUUAUGAACGUGAGCGGCGAACAUGGCUUCUGUUAGUACUCACAGCUGUCAAGCAGCUUGAGGAAGACUGAUGUUUGGACGGGUUUAUUACAGUCCUGCGAUUUUCUUUUUUUUUUUCCAGAGCAUUUGAUUUAUUGAUUCCUGUCGUUAUGUAAUGAGGAUUUCCACUAAUAUAACAAAAAUGUUUCUAAAAAACUUACCAACCCUACCUUCACGGUCAGCAUUUGUGCAAACUGAAUUUGAAUCCGUGGUAGAAAGAUUGAAUUUGUCUGUAAAGAUAAUUCUCUUUUACAAACUGUUCAGCUCCAGUUGACUAUUUAAGGGUCAGGAGGUUCACGGUGGUGCGUCACUGCAGUUUGCACUGUCCCAUCGGGUGACGCAUUCAAUCCAAAUCUCCCAAAGUUAUUCUUAGACUCAACAAAUUCUUUAGGGAGGUCUUUUAGUCGGUACACAUCUGACUUCACAAAGUCCCACAAAUAACAUGGAAACAGUGUCAUACCGACUAGAACACUGUUCACUGUGAAAACAUUUGACUUCAAGAUGAUUGGUUGAAACUUUUUCAAAGUUUGGAAACGUCUGUCUCCCUCGUGUUUUUUCAUAGGUUAGUGUGUCAUCUGGGGCUUGAAACACAACAGCAAUAUCUAUUUUAUUAAUUUCUCUCACACAGAUCAUAUAUAAAUGAAAAUGCUAUAGCAAGAUAGGAUCACGACAGUAACAAAGCCUCAAUUGUGUUCUAGUCUCCUAGGUGCACUUUAUUAAUUUCCUGUUAGUUGUUUGUUGUAGAAUUUAUGAUUAGUUAGUGCCAUUUAAAAAGUUUACUCAGGAAUAUAGUGUCUUAUCAGGAACUGAGGAAUAACAGACUGAGAGCUGUGUCAAAUGAUUGGUUGAGAUCUGAUGCCCGUUUCCAUCAUUUCACUCCAUCAUUAACUUACUGUUUGAAGUGUCAGCCCUGCUGUUUGUUCCACACAGUCACACUGUAUUCCAAAGUCCACUUUUAAUGCAGUUUAUCAGUCACAGUGUUGUUGGUGGUUUUGUGGUACUACAUACAACAUUUAAACCAUACUGAUGCUGAAACCAGUCGUUAACUCACCAGGAAAUCUCCAGAGCUCAGACACAGCGACAGUCAUGUUAUCUCAUCAUGCUUGAUGAUAAGGAUAUUCAAUAAGACGCCAAUUUUUUUUAUAGCAGUGUUUGUCGUUUUUGAUAAUUACUGUCACCCUAAAUGUAGUGGGUUGAAUUUAUAUUUUUGUAGCAUUAUAAACAGCGUUCCCCAAUUUAAAAACGUCUGCAUUUACAAACUGCUUUCCACAUAUUUACUAAAAUUAUAUCAACGUUCAAUGAACUAACUUUGGUUGCUUCCUGCUAACAGAAGUGAAGGGUUCCUACUUCGCUAUGGUGUUAAACCGGUAGCUUCCAAAUGCCUGUCUGGUUAUCUGGACUCAGUGUAGUUCCACUGUUGAAAUAUGUUGAAAAGUUUUAACAAGUCUCUCACUGACAGCUAUGUAAAAUCUUUAAUGCACUCUGCUGUAAUGAACAAGUAAAUGUCUUCAGCUUUUACAUCUUGUCUGUUCUGUUUAUCCAAGGUGGAUCUUUACUAGUAAGUGGCUUUCAAGAAGUUAAAUGUGUUUCCAAAAAGAGAUGCAAGAACUUUUCUAAAACACACAAACUAUGUUGAGAAUGUGCUGCAGUAACGCCAGAUCUGAUUUGUAACUACUGAUAAUAAAGAUGUCAUCUUUCAAGAAAGAAUAACAAA
Messenger RNA from Sebastes umbrosus (honeycomb rockfish), 3193 nucleotides. RefSeq names its product zgc:55558. Gene Ontology annotation, biological process: Ras protein signal transduction. Gene Ontology annotation, cellular component: plasma membrane. The record is from RefSeq and is a predicted model, not a curated record. NCBI's taxonomy places the organism in Eukaryota, Metazoa, Chordata, Actinopteri, Perciformes, Sebastidae. Bases 350 to 913 code for a protein of 187 amino acids. The transcript has 5 exons. Gene Ontology annotation, molecular function: GDP binding; GTPase activity; GTP binding.